Messenger RNA from Chara braunii, 2599 nucleotides. The record is from the annotation of a GenBank genome assembly. NCBI's taxonomy places the organism in Eukaryota, Viridiplantae, Streptophyta, Charophyceae, Charales, Characeae.
CCACGUCAACAGUACCACGUCAGUAGUGCCACAGUGCCACAUCAUCAGUGCCCCGCCACCAUGACGGGCUCAGUUCUGGGCAUGCCAGGCCAACUCGCCAAUGAGUCCAUUGUCGAGUACCGACAACGUUUCGAAGCUCAGCUCGCACUGAUCGAGGCUGAGGAGCAGCGUCAGGCGGCAGCCAAGGCUGCCCGCCUACAAGCUGAAGCGGCGGCAACAACUGAAAAGCAGCGGCUUCAAACCGAAGUAGAAGCAGAUACCCAGGCACGCCGCAAGGAGGCCCAGGAUCUGCUACAGCGGCAUGAAGCCACUAGCAUCGAAAAGCUCAAAUUUUGGCAUUUUGAACCAUCUGAGCAGCACGAAGAUGCGACAUCGGAGGAGCAGCACAAGGAGUUUCUGGCCAAACUCGUGACCCGGUUGGUUUACACUUGUAACCACCUGCAGUCCGAGCUGGCGAAUCUCCGACGGGCGGUGCGGAACCACAAGGAUCUGCACGAGGAUGCUACACGGGCACUCGAUUCCCGUGUACAAGACUUGGAGCAAGUAGCACCAAGACCAGAUGUUGGCGCGGCCAGCAGUGCACCCUCUACCCGCCAAUUAGUGGAACGAGUUGACCUUGUCGUCGCAAUGCUCGACGACAUCAGCACCUUCGCUGCACCAGCCACCAUCAGCAAGCAGCUGGACACCUUGGAGAUCGAGGUUCACCAAAUGCACCAGUGGCCCAACAAGGAUGGCAACACCAGUGCGCAGCACUACAAGAUGCCGACAUUCCAAAUCGAAAAGUUCGAUGAUUAUACGCAUCAAGACCCGGUCCCCUGGUGGGAGGGCUUUACGGCGCAACUUCGGAUUCUUUUCGUCCCCGAGCACUCGUACAUCGGCGCGUUGUUCCUUAACUCAAAGGGCGGAUGCCAGAUCUGGCUCAGCCACCUAGCAACCAUUCACGACGUCCAGGUCGCAGAUCUCCAUGAUAAGAUCUCUUGGGAAGAAUUAACAAGGCUAUGGAAGAAGCGGUUCAUCGUGGAGGACGCCCUGGCGAUCGCCAUCAACCGCCUCUUCGCUAUGACACAAGGCAACACAUCGACACGCGACUGGCUCACGGAAUGGCAAAAGAUCGCGGCGACGCCCGAUCUUGAAUUGCCAUUUUCGCAUAUGCGCCGGGAAUUCUACAACCGGUCAUGUGUCGCCUUGAGCCUUGCACUUGGUGAUCGCGAGCAAUACGCGACAUUCGCCAAAAUCAUCGCAAGGCAAGGGAGAUCAUCAAGACCAAUAGGGCGGCUGCAAAUGAGAAUACCAAAUCUGUUGAUGGACGUCGGAGUAGAGGUUGUCGACCUUCACGACUACAUUGCGAAGAUCGACCGCGAGUUGAAGACACAACGAUACGACGACAUCGACGCGCCAUUGUUGUACAUAUGCAUUCAGAUUGGAGAGGCGACCUACAACGCUUUGAUCGAUUGCGGAGCUACUCGCAACUACAUGAUCCAAGACUUUAUGGUCCGCGCUGGACUUGGGCCACACGUUCGGAGGAAGUCGCAGCCCACACAAGUCACGUUGGUCGACGGUCACACGCACAAGUCAAUCGACCGGUGCAUUGAUGCCGUCCCCGUGUACCUUGCCCCGCAUGCAAGCGAGGCCGUGUCCUUCGAUAUUUUGGACACCAAGUUCGACAUGAUCUUGGGCAUGUCAUGGCUGCGAAGCGAGGAUCACUCGGUGAACUUCUACCGCCGCACCGUUCACGUUCCCACGUUCCAAGCGGCUAUGACUACGGAGUUCCGGCACAUGCUGGAUAGAUUCGUACUCAUCUACCUCGACGACAUCUUGGUGUAUAGCCGGAGUUUGGAUGAGCAUGUGGAGCACCUGCGCACCGUUUUGGAGCGGCUACGACAAGCCAAAGCCAACCGCGACAGAUGCGAAUUCGCUCGGCAAGAGCUGGAGUAUUUGGGACAUUAUGUGGCACCGCAAACCAUCCGUCCGCUUGCGGACAAGAUCGAGGUCAUCCGCGUAUGGCCCGAGCCCACCAACACCACGGACGUUCAUUCAUUCAUGGGGACGCUUCAUCACCGGGUACUCAAAAGGAUUGCUGCACCUAUGACGAGAUUACAAUCGCCAAAGGUGCCAUUCGUAUUCGAGGACGACGCACGCCGGUCAUUCCAAGCACUCGAGACCGCCAUGCUCAUGGCACCCGUCCUUAGCAUCUACGACCCCACCCUGCCAACGAGAGUGACAAUCGACGCUUCCGGCUAUGGCAUUGGGGCAGUCUUGGAACAACACGACGGUGACGAUUGACACCCCAUGGAGUAUUUCAACCACAAAGUGUCUCCCAUCAAUUCACUUGAUGAUGCAAGGAAGAAGGAGCUGCUCGCGUUCGUGAUGGCUSUCAAGCGAUGGCGGCACUUCCUACUUGGGCGUCGUAGGUUCACAUGGGUCACGGACAACAACCCAUUGACCUACUACAAGACGCAGGAUACGGUGAGCAGCACGAUCGGACGAUGGAUGUACUUCAUCGACCAAUUCGGUUGCACACCGAAACAUCUCCCCGGCCUCUCCGAUCGCGCAUCAGAUGCACUCUCGCAAAGACCCGAUCUUUGCGCUAUGACACAUC